Molecule: messenger RNA, 1512 nt
Organism: Brettanomyces nanus
Lineage: Eukaryota; Fungi; Ascomycota; Pichiomycetes; Pichiales; Pichiaceae
Gene: PXP9
Product: Peroxisomal catalase
Exons: 1
Coding region: 1-1512 (503 amino acids)
Biological process (GO): hydrogen peroxide catabolic process; response to hydrogen peroxide
Cellular component (GO): peroxisome; mitochondrion; cytoplasm
Molecular function (GO): catalase activity; heme binding
Source: RefSeq, a predicted model, not a curated record
AUGUCUAAAACUCCUGUUUACACUACUACGAAUGGAAAACCUAUCAGUGAUCCAUUCUCUACCCAGAGAGUGUCAAUCGAGAAAGAGGGUUACCAGUAUGCUCCUCCAGUCGGUCCAUUAUUAGUUCAGGACUUUAAAUUGAUUGACUCUUUGGCCAAUUUUGACCGGGAAAGAAUUCCUGAACGUGUGGUUCAUGCAAAAGGUGCAGGUGCGUUUGGAUACUUCGAAGUGACCGAUGACAUCAGCGAUAUCUGUUGCUCCAAGUUUUUGGAUACAAUUGGUAAGAAGACGAGAACAUUUACCCGGUUUUCCACUGUUGGAGGAGAAAAGGGAAGCUCCGAUACGGCCAGAGAUCCUCGUGGGUUUGCCACCAAGUUUUAUACCGAGGAAGGUAACUUAGACUUGGUUUAUAACAAUACUCCGAUCUUUUUCAUCAGAGAUCCUACCAAGUUCCCCCACUUUAUUCAUACGCAGAAGAGAAACCCUCAAACGAACUUGAAAGAUGCCAACAUGUUCUGGGAUUAUCUUACUGCCAAUCCUGAAUCAUUACAUCAGGUGAUGUAUUUAUUUUCGAACCGAGGAACUCCCGCAAAUUUAAGAGCCAUGAACGGUUACUCUGGUCACUCUUACAAGUGGUACAAUUCGAAGGGGGAAUGGCAAUAUGUUCAGGUUCAUUUCAAGUCUACUUUGGGUUUCAAGACUUUAAAUAAUGAGGAGGCUGGUGAAUUGGAUAAGAAGAAUCCUGAUCACCAUACUAAGGAUUUGUUUGAUGCCAUUGCUCAAGGAGACUAUCCUGUUUGGGAUUGUUACAUCCAGACGAUGACUCAGGAUGAAGCUAAGAAGUUACCAUUCUCGGUAUUUGAUCUCACCAAAGUUUGGCCUCAUAAGGAUUUCCCACUGAGACACUUUGGUCGUUUGGUUCUCAAUGAAAACCCUCAAAAUUACUUUGCCGAAGUGGAACAGGCUGCUUUUUCCCCUUCCAACACCGUUCCUGGCAUGGAGGCUUCGAAUGAUCCCGUUCUUCAGUCCAGAUUGUUCUCUUAUCCGGAUACUCACAGACACAGAUUGGGUGCAAAUUUCGUCCAGAUUCCUGUCAACUGUCCAUUAAAGUCCGGAUCUUUCGCUCCUCAAAUAAGAGAUGGUCCAAUGUGCGUCAAUGGAAACUUGGGUGCUACUCCUAACUAUGCCGGUGCCUACAAUUGUCCUGUCCAGUAUACUGCACAGGCAAAGCCAUCCGGAUCCAAACCAGAUGAGCAAUAUCAGGGAGAAGUUGUUCCUUUCCACUGGGAAGUUACAGACUACGAUUUCUCUCAACCAGGAAAGUUGUGGGAUGUGUUAGGAAAGCAGCCUGGAGAGCAGGAUGCCUUGGCUCAUAACGUGGCUGUACAUGUCAUUAACGCUAUCGAGCCGAUUCAGGAAAGAGUUUGUGAGUACUUUAGUAAGGCCAAUCCUGAGAUUGGUGAAAAGAUUCAUAAUGAGUUACAGAGUCUUCGCAGAAGUGGGAAGAUGUGA